Sturnus vulgaris (Common starling) is the source of this 1352-nucleotide messenger RNA. The record is from RefSeq and is a predicted model, not a curated record. NCBI's taxonomy places the organism in Eukaryota, Metazoa, Chordata, Aves, Passeriformes, Sturnidae.
AUGGCGGCGGCGGCGGCGGGCCCGGCGCGGCUGGUGCGGUGCGGGCAGAAGGACGAGCUGUACCGGGCCGGGCUGCGCAGCGGGGCCGGCACGGCGCUGCGGGGGCUGGCGGCCCGUCCCGCAGGUGCCCGGCCGUGGCUGCAGUGGAGGAGGGAGGUGGAGCUGCUCUCCGAUGUGGCCUAUUUCGUGCUGACCACGCUGUCAGGUUAUCAGACUCUGGGAGAAGAGUAUGUGAAUAUCAUUCAGGUUGACCCAAGCAGGAAGAAGGUGCCUUCUUUCUUUCGUCGAGCCCUUUUCAUUUCCCUGCACACCGUGGUACCUUACUGCCUGGAAAAGGCACUGCUGCACCUGGAACAUGAGCUGCAGAUGGAGGCUGAGGAAUCCAGGAUCCCAGAGAACCCCCCAGCACUUGGCUUUCCCAGCAGGACCUUAAUUCGCAGCUGGAUUAGGAAGCAGGUUGGGAAGCUCACGGAGCAGCAGAAGAAAACAGCCUCCCAAGUUGUGUAUGUCCUUAAACAAUCCAUCCCUCUGCUGCACCGGCUCCACCUGGCAGUGUUCUACAUCCAGGGCACUUUCUAUCACCUGUCCAAAAGGAUCACAGGGAUUUCAUAUCUGCAUUUUGGAGGACUGCAAGGAGAAGAUCAGAGCAUCCGAUCAAGUUACAAGUUUCUUGGAAUAAUUUCCCUCUUCCACCUUCUGCUGACCAUUGGAGUUCAGAUGUACAGCUUCAAACAGAAGCAGAGAGCGAGGCAGGAGUGGAGGCUGCACCGCAACCUCGCUCACCAGAAAAGCACGAGCAAGGAGGCGGCUGCCGGGCGCCACUCGCGCUGCACGCUGUGCCUGGAGGAGCGGAGGCACAGCACUGCCACCCCCUGCGGGCACCUGUUCUGCUGGGAGUGCAUCACUGCCUGGUGCAACACCAGGGCAGAAUGUCCACUGUGCAGAGAGAAGUUUCAUCCUCAGAAACUGAUCUACCUACGGCACUACCAAACGUAAAGGGAACUUCUGUCUCCUGACAAGGGCCUCAGCUCAUCCCCUCAUACUUGUCCUACAGCUUGGGUUGGUCCAAGAAAAGGUUUUAAAACUGGAAACCCCCUGGGCAAGGUGGCACUACAUUCCUGUGUGACAGAAUAAAGCUAUUUCUGCUUCUACCCUUCUGGCUCUUCUGAUGUCUCUUGACCAUAAUAAAAACGGGUUUCUAAAACAUCCUUAACACAAGUUUAAUAGUUUUCUUCAUUUUGGACAAUAGAAAACUUAAAUUCUCAUUCUCAAAAUGCAGGUGUAGACAACGAGUCCUUCACUCUUCUGUAAUAUCCUUAAGGUAUUAAUAAAAUUCUAUGAUUUAAUCUUAA